CCCAAGCAGGUUGUGUCGAAACCGGUUAUACCACAGUGAAGUGCUAAGACACAGUGCCCUAGUGUUUAGUUUUGUUUGGACAUUUUUAUUUGUGGAAAUGGAAGAUAAGCCGUACAGUGUGGACAGUUCUGACGAUUUCGUUAUAGAAGAAGAGGAAGAACAAAUCGAGGACAAUCACAGCUAUCCUCCAGACUUUCCGAUCGAAGCUUUGGUGAAGCUCGAGCGUCCGUCGCCUCCUCUGCCGACGCCGCCACAUACGCCCACCGACGACACGCCUCCGGCCGUCGUCAUCUCCCGCCACCAGCCCCCCGCGUGGCCGCCCGCGCCUCACUACCCCUCCUACCCCCGGCCCGCCAUGCAGACACCCUACCCUUACGAGAAACCCCCAGUCCCGAAUUACUCGCACCCUGCCAUGUCAGCCUACGUCCAAGCUCAAGUAGCGACUCUACCUCCGACGGCCCCGUACCACGCCAUGCUCGUCAACCAGUGGAUCAGAAACGCGGCCCUGUACCAUCAUUCACUAAGAUACCCAGGAGCCAUGGCCCAGAGAAUGCCAGGAAGAAAUCCGCCGCCGAUGAGGGCUCCCGGUGUACCUGGCACGCGCCCUAAGAAACAAUUCAUCUGCAAAUAUUGCAAUCGCCAGUUCACCAAAUCCUACAAUCUCCUCAUCCACGAGAGGACUCACACCGAUGAGAGACCUUAUUCCUGCGAUAUCUGCGGAAAAGCUUUCAGAAGACAGGACCAUCUGAGAGAUCAUAGGUACAUUCACUCUAAGGAGAAGCCGUUCAAAUGCAACGAGUGCGGUAAAGGAUUUUGCCAAUCCCGCACUUUGGCGGUGCACAAAAUUUUGCACAUGGAGGAAUCUCCCCACAAAUGCCCAGUUUGCAGCAAGAGCUUCAACCAAAGAUCCAACCUGAAGACCCACCUCUUGACGCACAGUGACGCGAACAAGCAUCAUUUGGAACACCUCGAAGGUUGCCAGGAGGUGUCAUCCACGAGUCAUCCUGAGAACUCUUUACUCGAUCUCUCUCAGAAACCUUCCCCACCGCUGCAGUCCUACCAACAACCUGAAGUUUCUGCUCAACAGUCACCUGUCGACGCGCCAAAGAAGACUUUAGGAUUUUCUAUAGAAGAUAUCAUGAAACGUUAAUAUGUCUAUUGUAUUUGUUGUUACAUGUAGCUGUACAUUGCUAAUUCAAGAUCUUAUGUAUCACUUGUUAGUUACUGAUUUAGAAUUCAAGUCAAGUGAUUAGAUUGUAUUUUUUGCCAAAGAAAUUUAAUUUCGACUGAUUAUAGUUCCAAUAGAAUCAUCAUUAAUUAGCAUCCUGGUUUUCACCAUGUAAAAAUACAAAUACAUUUAGAAAAUAGAUCCUGUUUCAUCUCUGUAAAGACUGAAAUAUUUGUUUUAGUAAAUAAUUAUUGUUGUUAUGUUUUCUUUGAAGUUUAUUUUAUUGUGAUAGUCUUACUUAAUUAGAUUUAAGUUCAAACUAAAGUUACCGAAAAGUAUUACCUUUGUUUUAAGUACCUACAUCGUUUAUUCCAAAUUAUGUGGCUAUGACAGAUUUGAGAUUCCAAUUGAUAGACAUAAUGAUUGUAGUGUGUUUGAAUAUCUGGUUAGAAUUUAGAUGUAAUUUGUACAUUCCUGUAAAUAUAUUUGUAAAUUAUUUUAAGUCAUUAAGUUAAGUCGACGAGGCUAUAUUAAAAAUCUAAAUUACAAAGAGAAGUACAUGGAGUCGA
Molecule: messenger RNA, 1737 nt
Organism: Leguminivora glycinivorella
Lineage: Eukaryota; Metazoa; Arthropoda; Insecta; Lepidoptera; Tortricidae
Gene: odd
Product: protein odd-skipped
Exons: 3
Coding region: 98-1150 (350 amino acids)
Biological process (GO): embryo development; embryonic hindgut morphogenesis; embryonic pattern specification
Cellular component (GO): nucleus
Molecular function (GO): RNA polymerase II transcription regulatory region sequence-specific DNA binding; DNA-binding transcription factor activity, RNA polymerase II-specific
Source: RefSeq, a predicted model, not a curated record